GAUCCCACGCUCCCCGCACCCAGAAAAGCGUCACUCUCUCUCUCUCUCUCUCAGCUCGCUUUCUUCCCCUUGGUCUCCUUCUGCGCACUCCCUGAAACUAGGGUUUUGGAAUGAUGUGAAGUUCGGGGAUUGCCCAGUAAUACGUAAAGCGGGUUCGUACAAGAGGCGACUGGAGAUGAGCCGGCCGUCGGUGCAUCCGGUGGAGGCGCCGCCGGUGACGAACGGCGGAGCUCAGAACAACGGGCCGAGAGUCAGGAUGAAGGACGUCCAAGGGAUGCCGGGGACUCGCGGCGGGCUCGUGCUUCGGCUCUGCCAGUUCGCUUUCGCCGCGAUCUCGCUCUGCGUCAUGGCCACCACCAGCGACUUCCCUUCCGUCACGGCAUUCCGCUACCUGGUUGCUGCUGUUAGCUUGCAAUGUUUGUGGAGCAUGUCGAUGGCACUUGUUGAUAUAUAUGCUCUCUUGGUGAAGCGAAGCUUGCGUAACUGCAGAGUUGUUAGCCUGUUCGCUAUUGGCGAUGGGAUUGCAUCAACCCUUACAUUUGCUGCUGCCAGCGCAUCAGCUGGCAUCACAGUCCUUAUCGGCAAUGAUCUUAACAAAUGUGCGGUGAAUCACUGCGCCAGAUUUGAGAGCGCUACGGCGAUGGCAUUUAUCAGUUGGUUCGUGGCGUCACCAUCAUUUCUCUUCAACUUCUGGUCAUUGGCUUCCCAGUAAAUGUUUGCCAACAGAAUACGUUCCUGUGCCAUUAUUGGCUCUCUGAUUGCUUCUGAUCUGUAUAUAAAAGGAAUUUUGCUUCGAGUUUAAUGCAGCAUUUGCCUUUGUGAUUGCAAUAUCAAUUUCGUUCGCAGAAAUCGGUCGAUUUA
Messenger RNA from Rhodamnia argentea, 861 nucleotides. RefSeq names its product CASP-like protein 5A2. The transcript has 3 exons. Gene Ontology annotation, cellular component: membrane. The record is from RefSeq and is a predicted model, not a curated record. Bases 176 to 712 code for a protein of 178 amino acids. Lineage: Eukaryota; Viridiplantae; Streptophyta; Magnoliopsida; Myrtales; Myrtaceae.